Fukomys damarensis (Damara mole-rat) is the source of this 2894-nucleotide messenger RNA. It is a transcript of the gene Mipol1, whose product is annotated as mirror-image polydactyly 1. NCBI's taxonomy places the organism in Eukaryota, Metazoa, Chordata, Mammalia, Rodentia, Bathyergidae. The record is from RefSeq and is a predicted model, not a curated record. The transcript has 15 exons. The coding region runs from base 357 to 1670 and encodes 437 amino acids.
CGGCGCCUGGGGCCUGAGAAACUCCUGCCCGGCGCACCGAGUCUGCUCCCUGGGUGGUGCCAGGCGGGUCCCAGGACCCCAGGUAGGCGGAGCCUCCGGUUAGUGCUGGACAGCAGGAUUUUGACAUGGCCUGCACUCUUUCUCUGGAGCAGUACGGUGCUAAUCCAAAAGUAAAUGAGGAACUUAGAAAAAGAUUGCCAACUCCAGAUCAACAUAUUUAGAGAAAAUUGGAAAAGGAGAAGCUUACUACAGCUUUAUUUGAGGACUUUUUAAAGAACGCAGGGUUCUAGCUGUGAGCUUCAGUCUUGGAGGAAAAACCAGGGACAUUGCCAGAGCAAACAAGAACAGAAGUACAAAUGGAGGGCUGGUCAAAAGGUAUAGCCCACAUUCAUAUUGAGCAAGACACUACAGGGAGAAAUAAAAGUACACAGCUAGAUGAACAUCUAGCUAUGGAAUCUGAGGGAAGCUUGCAUCAGAAAUCCAGUGACUUAGGUAAUGAAGUCACAGAUGAAGACACUGAACUGCCGGAGCAGAUAUCAAGGAGUCUUCUGGUCAUUGGUCCUAAUCCAGAUGAUGAGAUGACUGAAAAGUGCAACAUUAUGGAAUAUAGAAAGAAUGAUCUACAUUAUGAAUAUAUAAUUCCUUAUCAAGUUACUUCAGAUGUAAAUAAAGAGACAGUAGCAUUUCUUCUAAAAGAAUUGGAUAUACUCAGAACAAGCAAUAAAAAGCUUCAAGAAAAACUGACUAAAGAAAAUAAAGAACAGAAAAAAUUAAAGUUUAAGCUGGAACUCCAAGAAAAAGCAAUGGAAGCUACAAUUGCUGAAAAGACAGCAGCUCUAGUCGAAGAAGUGUAUUUUGCACAGAGGGAACGUGAUGAAGCUGUUAUGUCUAGACUGCAGUUAGCCAUUGAAGAGCGCGAUGAAGCAAUUGCACAAGCCAAGCGUAUGGAAAUGUCUCUAAAAAUGCUAGAAAAUAUUAACCCUGAAGAAAAUGACAUGACAUUACAGGAAUUACUGAACAGAAUAAACAAUGCAGACACAGGGAUAGCUAUUCAGAAGAAUGGAGCUAUAAUUGUGGAUAGAAUCUACAGGAGCAAGGAAUGUAAAAAGAGAAUAACUGCAGAAGAAAUGAAUGCUGUGAUAGAAGAACGAGAUGCUGCUUUGUCUCAGUGCAAACGGCUAGAGCAGGAGCUUCAUCAUCUGAAAGAGCAGAACCAGACUUCAGCAAACAACAUGAGACAUCUGACUGCUGAAAACAAUCAAGAACGUGCUCUGAAGGUAAAGUUGUUAUCAAUGCAUCAAGCAAAAGAAACUGCAGUUGAACAAUACAAAAAACUAGAGGAAGAAAUUCAGACACUACGAGUUUACUACAGUUUACACAAAUCUUUAUCUCAAGAAGAAAAUCUGAAGGAUCAGUUUAACCAUACCCUUAGUACCUACGAAGAAGCUUUGAAAAACAGAGAGAGCAUUGUUUCCAUUACUCAACAACAGAACGAGGAACUGGCUGCCCAACUGCAGCAAACUCUGACAGAGCAAGCAAACAUGGAGUUACAGCUGCAGCGUGCAGUGGAAGCCUCGCAGGUGGCCAAUGAGAAAGCUCAGAAGUUGGAAAGGCUGGUGGAUGUCCUGAGGAAGAAGGUUGGAACAGGAACUCUAAGGAGAGUGAUCUGACUGAAAAAAACGGCAGUCUGGGGGAAGCGAUCACAUCUGGUGACCAGGCUGCUUCAUUCAACACUGUGUAAACACUAAAAGCCUUAACUUAGCAAACAGUUGUUAGAAGUGGGACACUCCAACCACAUUCCAGACUGAGAUAAAAUCAAAUCACAAAUGUUUAACCACUUUGCUGCUGACUUGAGUUAUUUAUCCAAAUAUAUUAACUUUUACCAAUGGGUAGCUAUAAGGUUGCAGUUUAUUUUGUAACUAUUUUAUAUCUCGAUGUGUUCAAUGUAAAUCUUUGUACUAUAAAACCACUAUAAAAGUAUAGUGAAGUUGGUCAGGAUCACAUCUUCACAUAUGGUCCUUUCUGAAUCAAAGUGCAGCAAAGUAAAUAUUGUCUAAGCCUUAAUCCACUGUGUUAGGUCAAAACUUCAAAUAAAUGCAUUUUCCAAUAUAGAGUAUAUUUCUCAGCUGAUGAGAAAGACUCAAGACAUGAGUGUGUAGUCUUCCCUAAUAUAUGUAUGCAAUCUUUCUUAGUAUUAAACGCUGUUAAGUAGAGAUGCCAUGAAAUAAAUGUAUACUUUGCUUUAAUAGUUUAUUAUGUUAAAAUUACAUUCAUCAAGUCAUGAUUUUCAUUUCACUCAAAAAUAAUGCAAACUUUUCAAUAAAAAGAUUGUUAAUGUGCACUUAUAAAUUCAUAGUUAGUAUUUUUGUAAUGUUGAGCUGGGUGAUUAGCUAAGCUUCACUUAACUGAAGAAAUGGCCAAGUUUCUGUCAAAUAGUCUGGGACACUUUGGGCUUGAAAAUUAGCAUGUGUCAGUAUGUCUGUAUCCUAAAAGGCAAGAAGUCAUCAAGUCUGUUCAUUAUUCUUAUUUAUUAUCUUUUUUUAGAUUUGAAUUUUUGUUGCGGAGAAACAGAAUACAGUAUAUAAUAUAUUACAAUGUAAGGGCUUAGGAAAGAGUAAACCUGCAAUUUGGUUCAGGUUACCUAUUUUUUUAAAAAUUUUAUUUAAGAGGUCACUUAAAGUAGUUAAAGCAUAUAAUAACAUGAAUAAAACUGAGAUAUUAUAUAUUUUGCUAUACAAAAAUACUUUUCUUUUUUAGAUGGAUUAGGUGAGAGACCGAUAGAAAAUGACUAUGCCUGGAGCAGGCUGAAAUAGACAAGCAGAGAUUGAAUUAUGGAAAGUGCAUAGUAAAAUGAAAAUUUUCGCUCAACCAUAGCACAUCAGAGAAGACAAAAA